Molecule: messenger RNA, 1634 nt
Organism: Drosophila simulans
Lineage: Eukaryota; Metazoa; Arthropoda; Insecta; Diptera; Drosophilidae
Product: probable cytochrome P450 12d1 proximal, mitochondrial
Exons: 4
Coding region: 37-1608 (523 amino acids)
Molecular function (GO): oxidoreductase activity, acting on paired donors, with incorporation or reduction of molecular oxygen; iron ion binding; heme binding
Source: RefSeq, a predicted model, not a curated record
GUUGUCACUUUAGGCAAGCAGUUAAUUAAAUUAACAAUGAGUAUUUUGCAGAAUGCACAGCGUGCUGUCUUUUCAAAUGGAUCCAUUCAGCUUGUGAGGGCAUCCUCUAGCCAGGCACAGAUUUUGGCCAAUGUAGCCGAUAGUGAAGUCACUGAAGCGAGAUCCUAUAAGGACAUUCCACGUCCCAGUAAACUGGAGUUUGCAAGGGCAUUUAUGCCUGGUGGAGAAUUUUACGAUGCCUCAAUUUUCGAUUAUGCAGCAGCGAUGAGGAAUCGUUAUGGUGACAUCUUCAUAAUGCCUGGAAUGUUUGGUCGCAAGGAUUGGGUCACCACAUUCAGUACAAAGGACAUCGAGACUGUUUUCCGCAGCGAGGGAACUUGGCCAGAAAGGGAUUUCUUUCCCUCGAUCACAUAUUUCCGCACUCAUAAACGACCAGAUGUUUAUGGAGAAAGUGUGGGUCUGAUAUCCGCGCAAGCAGAGUCGUGGGGCAAGAUGCGAUCAGCCGUGAAUCCAAUUUUCAUGCAACCCAAAGGAUUGAAAACUUAUUACGAACCACUUUCCAAUAUCAACAACGAGUUCAUUGAGCGCAUUAAAGAAAUUCGAGAUGCUAGAACUCUGGAGGUGCCCGAUGACUUCAUGGAGGAAAUAAGCCGGCUGGUUUUCGAAUCCCUUGGCUUGGUGGCUUUUGAUCGCCCAAUGGGUUUGAUCAGUCGGAAUCGAGACAAUCCAGAUGCCUUGACUUUGUUCCAAAACACGAAGCAGACGUUCAGAUAUACCUUUGAAUUGGAUAUAAAGCCGUCAAUGUGGAAAUAUAUCUCCACUCCAACCUUUCGGAAAAUGAUGCGUCUCCUCGAUGACAUCUUAAUGCUGUCGCAGAAAAUGAUAAAGGACACCGAGGACUCCCUGGAAAAGCGGCGCCAGGCAGGCGAAGAGGUAAAUGGGAAUAGCAUGUUGCAGCGAAUGUUGAAGGUGGAUCCCAAACUGGCGGUGAUAAUGAGCAUGGACGUAUUGUUAGCCGGUGUGGAUGCCACAUCUAAUCUGCUGUCAGCCGUGCUCCUUUGCCUGGCUAAGAAUCCAGAGAAGCAGGCGAAGCUGAGAGAGGAACUCAUGAAGAUUAUGCCCACCAAGGACACCCUUCUCAAUGAUGAGACCAUGAAGGAUAUGCCCUAUUUGAGGGCAGUGAUCAAGGAGGCCCUACGCUAUUAUCCCAAUGGAUUGGGAACCCUACGCACUUGCCCCGCAGACAUUACCCUUUCUGGUUACCAUGUGCCCAAAGGCAGCCAUGUAGCUCUGGGCUUCAAUGUCCUUUUGCGGGACAAUGAAUAUUAUCCACAAGCUGAUAAGUUCCUUCCAGAACGCUGGCUACGAGAUCCGCAGACUGGAAAGAAGACACCCAUUAGUGCAUUUAGCUAUCUGCCCUUCGGUUUUGGACCGCGCAUGUGCAUUGGCCGAAGAUUGGUGGACCUGGAAAUCGAGACGAGUGUUGCCAAGUUGAUAAGGAACUUCCAGGUGGAAUUCAACUACGAUGCCAGUCGACCCUAUAAGACUUUUGUUUUCAUGGAACCUGCUAUUCCAUUCCGCUUUAAAUUCACUGAUAUCGAUCAAUAACUUAGCUGAAGAUCUUCAUAUUCUUU